Molecule: messenger RNA, 2334 nt
Organism: Limulus polyphemus (Atlantic horseshoe crab)
Lineage: Eukaryota; Metazoa; Arthropoda; Merostomata; Xiphosura; Limulidae
Product: 5-formyltetrahydrofolate cyclo-ligase-like
Exons: 4
Coding region: 211-834 (207 amino acids)
Biological process (GO): folic acid-containing compound biosynthetic process; tetrahydrofolate interconversion
Cellular component (GO): mitochondrion
Molecular function (GO): 5-formyltetrahydrofolate cyclo-ligase activity
Source: RefSeq, a predicted model, not a curated record
AAAGCUCUUUGACCGGUUUCUUGCGUCGCAAACGCCAGUUUAGUGUGUGUUGAAAAUAUAUCGUUACCGUUAACUGUAGGAAACCAGUGGGAAACUUUAUCAGAAGGAAGAAGUGUAACAAUUUUAUAAUUGGAAUUUACUUUCGUAGCGUUUAAGUAUUAAAACCCAUACCUUAAUUUGAAUUUUUAUAUAGGUAAUUAUAAAAUUGCAAUGAAUUCCGCUGCUUCUGCUGCACUUCGAGCGGCUAAAGAGGCCUUACGAGGAGAAGUUAAGAAGAAGCUUUUGUCUAUGUCGAAAGACGAAAAACUUAAGCAAUCAAGGCUUAUUGCUGACAAGUUGAUCAACCACGACAGAUUCAAGAACAGCCACCGUAUUUCAAUCUACUUAAGCACAGACCAUGAGGUACACACAGUUGGAAUCUUGGAACAGAUUUUUAAAAUGGACAAACAGUGUUUUAUACCUAAAUAUGACUUAAACAACCAGCACAUGGAUAUGGUCAGGCUUUACUCACUAGAAGACUUGGCUAAACUCCCAUUGACCAAAUGGAAUAUCAAACAACCAUCUGAUGAUGACCACCGAGAAGAAGCUCUUGCUACUGGUGGACUGGACUUGAUGGUCAUCCCAGGCUUGGCAUUUGAUAAACGAGGAGGACGAAUCGGAACUGGCCAGGGCUAUUAUGACGUCUAUAUUGAUCGUUGCCUACACGACCCUAGCGGUCGUCCUUACCUGGUUGGAUUAGCUUUUCAAGAGCAGAUACUACACAGUAUUCCCAUGGAUGAACAUGAUAUCGUAGCUGAUGACGUCGUUUUCCCUGAUAACACUAGUGAGGUGUAGACUUUCAAAUGUCUUCCCUAACCUCAUUUUUAUUGUGUUUUUUCUUUUUGUACAUCUAGUCAGAUCUAUAUUGCCAAAGUCUCCUUCCAUAGGUAUAACAAUAAUUACUUACACCUUGUUUUUCUUUCAUAGCAUUAUUUUAUAAUUUCACAUGAGCAGUUGUUAAGCAUGUGUACUGUUAUAAACCCAUGAUUACUUCAGGUGGGCUUGAUCUGAUUGUGGAUCCCGGUUUGGGCUUUGGUAAAUGGAGAUGGUCGGAUAGGAAGUAGUAGAGGUUACCGUGAUUGUUACACUUUCUGCAUGACCCUCUUGGCUGACCUUACUCUAUUGCCUUGGUUUUACUGGACAUCUUCUACGGAGUGUACCCAUGGAUGUGCAUGGUGAUGUUGUAGAUGAAUUAACUUUCCCAGAUGUGACUGAUGUUUCUUUUUUGGGGUUUCCUCAGUUAAGGACAUUGGAUAUGUAACUUGAAAGUUUGUUAAAAAUAUGUAAAAGUUAAACAGUAAAUAUAAAUUCCCACUACAUCAGUUAUUAAGGACAAUUGGCAUAACUUCGGAGUCCUGCCAGAUUUUAAGUUUGUUAAAAUAAUAAAAGUCAAAGAUGACAGUAAUUUAGUUUACUAGUUUGUUAAUGUACAUCAAAGUUUAAGGACAGUUUGCAAUGUAUUGUGUCACAAAGCUACACGCGUAAAAAGCUAGCACUCUGGUGUUUUGUAUACUUGGGAAAAACCCAAUAGAAUGUUUACUGCACUGCAAGUAAAAAGUAAAUCACUUAUUCUUUAUUGCACAUAUUAAAGCAUUUUUGUAAUCUUAUGUCACAAAAAAAAAAACAGAAAAGAGAUAUAUAUCCCUUUUCAAGAUGUAAUUAAACUUGUAGGCCUAGGGUAUUUGUUAGUCAUGUCUCUGAAAGCAGCAUAUAAAAUCAUUUUUAAAUGACAGUGAAAAUAGCUAAAAUGCUAUCUAGAUAAUAAUUUCAGUAGAAAAUCAACAUUUCCUUAAUCUGAAGGGCACUGUGUUUUAUUCAUUCUGGUUCUUCAAUUAAAAUAGUAUUGGUCAUAUCAGAAUUUUCAUUAUAUUCUUAAGCCUUUUUGAUUAACAUGUUUCCCACUUGUAUAACUGCCGAGAUAUAAAACUAUAUAUAUAUAUAAUUAGCGAGAGCUGUAAUGUGGCAUUAUUAUAAGGUCUAAAGAUUUUGGUUUCACUUUUAGAUCAAGGUUACAUGAAGUCCAAUAAGUAUACUAUAAUUAACGGCAUCUUCCUCUCCAGUGUAUAUGUAUAGUUCCUGAUGUAAGUAAACCUAUCUAACAUUUUUCAGUACAUUAUUUAACUAAUCUGUGAACUACUUUGUUUUUGCUAGCAAUUUUCUUCUUUUCUAUUUUGAAAGCAGAUGUGUGGGAUUUUGUAAUCCAAGUAAUAGUUGCAAGUAGCAUAUUUUGUGCUGACUGUAAUGCAUGUUCAAGUACUUAGGGUUAGAAAAAUAAACUGUUAUCAGCAAAACAGA